Triticum turgidum subsp. durum (durum wheat) is the source of this 2376-nucleotide messenger RNA. Lineage: Eukaryota; Viridiplantae; Streptophyta; Magnoliopsida; Poales; Poaceae. The record is from the annotation of a GenBank genome assembly.
AUGGUCCUCCUCCUUCCCCAAAGGCCAACGCCAAAAUCAAAGCUCCUCAUGCCAACCGUAGUACCAGUACUGAUGAUGGCACUGCUGUUCCUCCUCGUACGAGGAGCAGUGGUCGCCGGUGGCCCAGGAGUCCUGCCUGGCUGCCCAGAAGCCUGCGGCAGCAUCGCCAUCCCCUACCCUUUCGGUAUCGGCCUAGGCUGCUCCCGCCUGGGCUUCAACCUCACCUGCGACGAGACGCAAGAUCCACCCACACUCUUCAUGGGCGACAGCGUGGAAGUGGACGCCAUCUCCCUGGCGGACGGCACGGUGCGAGUCCGGACCCUGAUCAUGGACGGCUCCUUCUCUGUGAACCUGACCGCCCUAGCGGCGGCGGGCGUCGGGAAGCCAUCUCUCAACUCCAGUGGCUUGUGGUCCGGUGGGCUAACGGGCACCGGCGUGCAGCAGCUCGCCGUGUCCACCCGGCACAAUGUCUUCGUGGCCAUCGGAUGUCACUUCAUCGCCCACCUCGUUGGCGAUUCCGACACUGCGACAACUGGCAGAGGAAGCAAUGGGGUUCCCCAUCCCAUGUACUACGUCAGCGCAUGCGCCGUGCUGUGUGAAACCGAUGAUCAUUCAUCCUGGGGCGACCCGUGCUCUGGCUUCGGAUGCUGCCAGACGACCAUCGGGCGGGGCUUACCCGCGUAUGGGUUGUUGUUCAAGGAUUUGGACCAGGCUAAUGGUUCAGCUGUGGGCGCGUUCAUAUUCGAUCGCGAGUGGUUCAGCGGGAUUAAUGUAUCCGCAUCCAUGGACAUCCCUGGCAUGCGGUGGAAGGAUGUCCAUGCCUACGUCCAUGGAGAUGGUAUAUAUCCGCGUCCCAAGGUGCCCACCGUGCUGGAAUGGUGGCUGGACGUAGAAAGAGACCGUGACUUGCUCGUGUUCGAUGAACCCCUUUCAGGUCAGAGAUGCAUAAGCUUGAACAGCUUGGCUUUCGACGUUUCCUAUGGCUCAGGCACAGGGUACAUCCUAAGGUGCCACUGCUCCGAUGGAUACCAAGGCAACCCUUACCUUGUUGAUGGAUGCCAAGAUAUCGACGAGUGCCAACAACCAGCUUAUCCAUGCGUGGACGGGACAACCUGCAUCAAUAUGCCAGGGGCAUACCUAUGCCGAGAAAAGAAAGGUUUCAUUAAGCUCUCAGGUUUAAUUACCGUAGUUGCAAUUAGUGGUGGUUUGUGGUUACUGCUUUCACUCUUGGGUGUUGCAAAAAUCAACAAUAAACUCAAGCAACAGAGAGUCAAGAAGUCAAGACAAAAAAAUUUCAAGAAAAACCAUGGGUUGCUUCUACAACAGUUAAUCUCUUCAAACAAAGAUAUAGCCGAGAGAACAAAGCUUUUUAGCUUGGAAGAACUGGGGCAAGCAACCAACAAAUUUCAUCCUAAUCGCAUCCUUGGCGGUGGUGGUCAUGGCACAGUGUACAAAGGCAUCUUAUUUGAUCAACGUAUUGUGGCCAUCAAGAAGGCCAAAAUUGUGGUUCAGAGCGAAAUCGACCAAUUCAUCAAUGAGGUUGUCAUACUUUCCCAAACAAACCAUAGGAAUGUGGUGAAGCUCUUUGGUUGUUGCCUUGAGGCAGAAGUUCCUCUACUAGUAUAUGAGUUCGUAUCGAAUGGAACUCUCUCCUUCCAUCUGCAUGGACAAACUGAGAACCAUCUGUCAUGGCAAGAUAGGUUGAGGAUUGCAUUGGAAACUGCAAGGUCCAUUGCAUAUCUCCACUCUGCUGCCUCCAUAUCAGUAUACCAUAGAGAUAUCAAAUGUGCAAACAUACUACUUACCGAUACUUUAACAGCAAAAGUAUCGGAUUUUGGAGCUUCAAGGUCACUCGCAAUAAACGAGACAGGAAUACUGACAGCAGUCCAAGGAACUUAUGGUUACCUCGAUCCUGAAUACUACUACACUAGCCGACUCACGGAGAAGAGUGAUGUUUACAGCUUCGGUGUUAUCCUAGCAGAGCUACUAACAAGGGUGAAACCUGUUUUUUCUUCUCGUUCGUCAGAACAAACAAGCCUAGCAUCAUAUUUUGUGUCACUUAUAAGAGACAACCGCUUGUUAGAUAUUCUAGAUUCAAAAAUUGUUGAAGAGGGCGCGGUUGAUGACGCCAAGAUCAUUGCAAGACUCGCAGAAGCAUGCUUAAGUUUAAAAGGUGAAGAAAGGCCUACAAUGAGGCAAGUGGAGACAACACUUGAAGAUGUGCAUAACUCAAAGGCCCAUCUCAAUUCUCAGACUACAAGGGUGAACCAAAAUGUUGUAAAUGAUCUUUCAUACAAGGGAAUCAAAGCCAAUGAUGGAACUAGACUGUACAGCUUGGAAAAAGAGUUCAUCCAAUCAUCUGAAAUUCCUAGAUGA